This is a messenger RNA of Halichondria panicea, 7369 nucleotides long. RefSeq lists its product as uncharacterized. The record is from RefSeq and is a predicted model, not a curated record. The transcript has 10 exons. NCBI's taxonomy places the organism in Eukaryota, Metazoa, Porifera, Demospongiae, Suberitida, Halichondriidae. Bases 52 to 1227 code for a protein of 391 amino acids.
CUACAGUAAGUCGAUCUCGGUCUUCGUCGAAAUUUGCUUCAUGGCAAGAACAUGUUCAUACUAGCUGAUUGUAUUCAGUGCUGCCUGUCACUGGAGAAGCUGGAUUGUGAUAAGUGUCGAAUUACUUCAAACGAUAUAUUUACAUUAUUGUCACACCUAAAAUUCCACGAUAUUCAACUAAAGUGUUUAAAACGGUGGGACCUUCAAGACAACAGCAUCGAUGAUGACGCAGUGAAUACUCUUAUUACGUAUUUGCCUUCAGUGUUUCCAUGCAUUGAGGAUAUUGAUCUAGAUGAUAAUCUCGUGAGUACAGAGACAGUGAAGAAACUUGAUGAGUUUUUGAAGGAGAGAAACACGACUGAAGAUGAGGAGUUUGAUUCCACUAGUUCUGAAUCAACAACACCUGAUGAUGCGAGUGACUCUCUGCCAGAGCACACUAGUACUGAUUCUAUUAGUGAGGAUACGGACUUUAAAGCUACUGAUGAAGAUCUGAAUGCACUAAAGGAGGAUAGGUCCCCUACAGCUAGUCAGGAUUCCACAGCUGCUACUGAUAUUUCCAAUUUAACCAGCCAAAAACAACAGCUACAAACAGACUCGUUAUCUUUUCCUUCGCAAGGUUUGCCUAUUGAAACAGUAAAGAGAGACGCUGAAGUCACUAACGAGCAGCUUGACACAACAGUAGAAGAAACACACCUCUCUGAAAUGUCGUCACAAUCUGACAGCACCCAUAACGACUAUCUUAUGGAGCAAGGCCUCUCAUCUGGACAACAAUGUGACGUGAGGAGUCAUGCAUUCGUACCCGGCACUCAGGCUGCUGAUCAUGAUGUCAUGAACGCUCCUGAAGUGUCUCACACACUAAAAGAAGUACCUAAUAACAGCCUGACCAUUGAAGCACUAAAGAGGGAAACUAAUAUCACUGACGAGCAGCUUGACACAAGAGUAGAAGAAUUAGACCUUCCCAAAUUAUCUUCAUAUUUCGACAACACUAAUGACUAUGUUGAAAUACUGGGGCUCUCACCUGGACAGCAAACUGAUGUCAUUGAAGAGAAGGCUAGAACAGCAUUGAAUCGAACACAUGCUGGAAUAAAGCUGGCUCUGAAAUAUUGGCUGAAUAGAGUUCUUUCAGAGGGUACCUUCAGAGCUCUGCUACUCAUCCUAAUCUCCCUGGACAAAGGAGACGUUGCUAUCAAGGUGGCACAGUAUUUGUCAGCCAAAGGUACUAUAUAGAUGUUAAAAAGUCAAUAGCUAUAUAUAGUGCAUGCAUGUGAACAUUAUUCAAUUAUAGCUAGUUGUAGAGUAGUUAUUAUUUCGUUUUUUGAGAGACAAAUACUUGUGUGUGGUAACUGAUAAUUUAGUUUUUCAUAGAUCAUUAACCUUUUAUUGUACAUAUACACAUAUCAGGCUGUUUGUUUCCUACAUCAAGAAUUCUGUAUUAUAAUUAUGUUAUAGAUAGCUCUCACAUCCUGUAUAAUUAUCAGUCUCAUUUGUUAUAAAAUCGAAUAAUCAGAUGUACGUACUAGUUGAUCAAAAAAUCCACACAGAUUCUGACACACACACACACACACACACACAAUGGUGUUUUUGCACUAAUUUUAUGUCUUUGAAAUGAACUCUCUCCUUCAUUCUCCUGCAGAGUAGUAGUAAAAGUAAUACGUAUAUAGUGUGCGAAUUUGACCUUAUUAAUUAAUGUCACCAAUUGGUUUGGGUGGUCUAGACCACUUAGCUGUGGCCAAUGGCCAGACCAACAGUUGUACAGCUAUAAAUUAUGCAACAAACUAACAAUAAUCGUAUAUAUAGGUACUGCGUUGAUCGAUUGUUAAUGGUAUAAUUAUAAUAGUGAUUUCUCUAAAACAACCUUUGAAAAGCAGAAAUAUGCAUUGAAUGCUUCGUGUCCUUUAUGGUUAGAAAACACAAUAACGCAGCAACCACUCUGCAAUUCCAUGGAAUUCACUAUAAACUGAUACUACAGUGUUGCAGUUCACAGCUAUAUACUUGCUGCUCGGGCACUAAGAACACAAAUACAUUCACCAGAAGAUCUACCCUCGAGAGAUGCCACGAGGAAUUUUGAGCCCCAUGUCACAGUUGGAGGCACUUGUUCAACAAUAUGAUUAUAAAUGGCUAUACUUUGCUUGAAGAAUAUUAAGAUCCGCUAAACACAGACGUUUCCAUUAUAAGUAUAUCCUCAAUCGCUGUCUGAUUAGCAGUUAAAGCAGUAGUGUCUAGUUCGCUUAAACAGCAAAUGUGUUGUGUCCACGCACACGCACACACAUCAAUCACUCUACCCCUAUUGCACACUGCACACGCACGAGGUAAUAAGGUGUCUUGAAGUGUGAAAACCUCCAAGGAAUCACUCACAUUUUCAAUUGGCGAGGAAUGUGUAAAAAUAGUGCACUUUUGAUGUCACAGUAGAAUUUGUUGAAUGGUAGCACGUAUUAUAGACAGUCUUUAAUCAAGAGAUUCAUUGUAAGCUCUGUGUCUGCCAGUGACUUUAUGAUCAGUGGGUGUAGAUAAAGUGAGUAUCCUCAACAGCUGCACACAUAGUACCUCCAAUGAGGGUCCUCAGUAGGCACAUAACUACCCAUGCAAAGGAAGGCGUCCCAAGAGCCACAUAUAUAUAUGUGAUGCUGCAAAGUAUAGGUUACAUGUGAGGCAUGCAUGUGUGAGUUUGUCUCCAGAGGAGCUAGGUCCGACUGCCAGGCUGGUGCAGCUCAAGCAAUUACCGGUAGUCUCUGAUUUCACCAGAUUAAUGAUCACACUCAGCAAUAACACACAUGCAACGUGGGCGAAUAAUUAGUAUUCACUCAAAGGCUAAUUGCUUGAGCUACAUUGUCCUGUGGUACUCCCUCUGGUGUGUCUCUAUAAGUGUAGAAGUGUGUGUGAGUGGGUGUGGUGUGUGAAUGCAGUACACAUUCAGUGUAAUUACCUGGUUGAGUUAUUUUACCCUCUGGGGACUUUAAAUGAUCAACAUCCCGGAACACCCUUGGAAUGUUUUUCUAUACUCAUUGUAACCAUACUCAAACUCGGACAUUUUUUGGUUAAAAUUAAUGUUAAGUAAUGCUCAUUGUAUACAGGCAGUGAAAUAAUGCACCUAUCAAUGCAAACCACACCCCCUCCCGGGAUAGGGUGGGGAUUUGUAUUAACUUUGCCUCCCCUGUGUGCAUGGGUGGGGAUUUUGUAUAAGUCUGCAUACUCAGCAGCCACAAUUAAGUCAGUAUAAUUAUUAUAAUUUUAACUCUUUUAUAACCUCCCAUGGCAUGUGUAGCUUUUUGGAAGGAACAAAUAGCAAGACUUAAUAUAGAAAACCUGAUUGCCUGCAUGUGACUGUGAUUUCAUUGGACGGAGUGGAAGCAAAACCACAGACUUUUAAUGCCUUGUAUACCUCAAGUGUGCUUGCUGUUACAAUAGUGAGUAUUAUUUUGUGCUCCUGUGUACAGUCUAUUGGAGUUGCGUACUCUUCCUAAUGAACUCUUGCUAUAACUGACAUGCAUACAUCAUGUCAUGUAAGUUCAAAUAAUGUGAACAUGUACAAUUAUACAAUCGAACAUGCAUGAUGGAGUUUUAUAAGUGUGUAAAGGAAUGGAUGAGAUCGAUAUGUAUACUGAUCUGAAUUGAUCACCAACUAAGUACAUCAUUAUCCUUAUAGUUAAAUGCGCAAUGACCAGUGGCGUAGGCAGAGGGGGGCUGACGGGGCUAGAGCCCUCUCUUUUGUGCUUUAUCAAUUCCAACUCAGCCGCGAUCUGUCGAUGUAUUCUGCACUGUAUACUGCAUGCAUAGUUACUACAAUGAUGUCGGAAAUGUGGGCAGGGCCAUCUAAUGCGCAUGCUGACUGCUUAGGACCUUUUUUAGUGUUAUGCUCUGGCCCUGCUCAACUGAUUUGAGCCCUGCCCUUCCCCAAAUCCUUGCUACGCCACUGAUCACGACAUAUUAAAACACUCGGCUACGUGUGUUCUAACUAAAACUCUGUACAGUUUGAGAUCUCGAUCUAUAGGAGUACGUCACUGUUUCGUUGGUGGAGCCACUGUGGUUUCUUAUAGCCCUCCAAUAAUUAUUAUAAUUAUGAUAUCUCUGGAUAAAGUAUAAUGUACCACAUAAAUCGCUUGGUCUUCCCCAGACUAUAUACAGUGAAAGAUGAACCCUUAUUAUAGUGUUAUCAGUGGACGUGGACAAGACAUAUUAGAACUAGAUAUGCAACAGUGUUUUAUCUCAAUAAUUAUAUAAAGUGAGCUCUCAUUGAUACAAUUGAACAAUGAGCACAAAAAUAAAUAACUCAACUGCUUAUUAAUAAUUAGAAUGAAAUGACAUUUUCAGUUUUGCACCAAUAAUUAUUAUCAUGACUAUGUUAAUAUCAGUUCAGCAGUUCCAGUUUGUUGGUUUUUUAACUUCAACAGAUGAGUAACCACUUGAAUGUAUCCGUAGAGAGCCCCACCCAGUACAACUAGAGCUAGUACAGCCAACACACUCACAACAGGUAGGACAACAUUGAGGACUAGUGAUGAAGAUGAGGACUCUACAACUGUGUGUACAUGGAGAAAAAACAAAUGGACUAUUAGUUUUGUAUCAAUGUUUUUGCUCGUUAAAGGAAUGCAAGGUUUAUACCUUACUAGAAUGUGUUGCGGAUAAAAAACCUUUGCGAUGAGCCAAAUCAGCAGAAAAAUUGACGUUCUUGAAAAUUGAAGAUAGUGACUAUUGCAAUUUCAAUUUUCGUAUAAUGCUAUAUACGAAAAUUCCCACCAUACGGAAAUAAUCCACUAUAUUCGGUACUUAACCAAGAUCGUAUCACUGUUCAUAUUGUAAAGAUAUCAGCUAACAGAUGAGGAGGGGUUUCACCAAGAGCUAAGCUGCAAACUCAGAACAUUCAUAACAAAGUUGGCCACCAUUCCCAAACUCCCUCCCUCUGUGAAGGAUCUGGAAGAAGAGAUAUUAUGACCAGCUGCUCCACAAUACUCUGUAGGCUUACGCCACGCCAGAUAAGAAGUACGAGUUGGGAUAUAACGCCCCCUCAAAAUGACUAAUGCACCUAAUUCACCUUUAACUAGCGAAUCCAUAAUUGCUCAUAAAAGUCAUUGACUCUUUCUUUGUUGCUAACAUUGUUAAUUUUUUAUCAAUAUUAUUAUUACAAAACCUUCAUCUGUGUGAUUAAUGAUCUUUACCAAACAAACACAUUUGGCAGGGCUGCUGACUUUGCUUGCGUCUAGUGAAGUCUGCCAUGCAUAUAGCUUUGCAUGUCAUUCAUACACACUAGUUACAGUCACCUAUUUUAACUUUCAAAAAAUCACCAAAAAGACAAACCUUAAGUCUUACUGUCGUGUAAGAAUUCUGCUGCUAGUAGCUUGCAUUCCUUAACAAUACUUGAACCAUCUACCUAGUUAGACCAUUCUAGCAAUAGGACUUCACAACAAUAAAAAAAUACAUUUACGAGUGAUGCUUACCAGCAAGGCAUUGUAUCAAAAGGGCCGGGAAGGGUCCAGAUUUGCUUUAGGUAUACAGCUAUAUAUACUUGUUUUCCCACGGGCUGGCAAUAUAUACACACAGUUUCUAGAUGUCCAACUAAAAGGAGUUCAGCUGGCGUCCUGACCUUUAACUGGUGUCCCAGCUAUAUGAGCUCAUAGCCAGUACGCGGUAUCAAAUUGCGGUAACUGCAUGGAGUCCCAGCCAGUACGCGGUAACUGCAUGCAUGGAGUCCCAUGAGCUAAGUGCAGGCUGGAGUCCCAGAUAGUGAACAAGUCUACUACAGUAUAUUACUGAGAACUUCGGAAACGAAAGAUAUAGGCAUUGCCAGAAAGCAAAUUAAAUAUUAACUUUCCGCAAACCUCAACUGACAAGAAAGAGGUAUACACUAUAUUUUAUAUCUCUUUGCAUAUGCUCCCUCUUCUUUAUCUGUGAUGAUUAAACUAAGUAAAAAAGAGGGAAAAAAAUAGCCGGCGUCCCGACCUUCUGCGCAAGCUAGAGUCCUAGCCAGUAACUGGAGUCCCAGUUAAGUAGUAGUCCCGACCAGUGCACCAAUACAGCCGACAACUUAGAAACGAGAUGUGCAACGCAUGCCGGAGUCCCGACCACCUAUACUUCCGCUCCAAAGUAACAGUAAGGGAUUGGCUUUGUUCACUCGAUGUCAGGAACGGAAGUUAAAUUUAACCACAACCACACCCCUAGAAUUCUUCAGCAGUUGCACUGGGACUGGGCACAACAAUAUUAUGGAGGAGUAGUGGAUGAUGUUGAAUGCCUCCUAGGGCUGCACAGCUCUACUGUACUAUGAGUACCAGGACUUCAGUGAGCAAGGUGCAGGUGCAGGUGCAUGGACGAUGAACAGACUCACAUUGUUACCAAACAACCAUUCACUCGGAUCUAAGAAACAAAGGCAACAAAGUUUGCAGCUCUAAAGCAAGUACUCUUGGGAAAGAAAGUGGAGACAAUAAAAUGUAGUAACAUAAUGUUCAAGAGAUUAUCACGGAUAAAGGCACUAAGACAGGCUAAGGAGAAAUUACUGGAAGAAAACGCUCCUGCUGAGUCCAUCUAUAAUCUCAGCCACAAAGCAAUCCGAGUGAAUGGUUGCUGGGUUCAAUGAAACAGCAAAUGAUGGGAAGUAACAACUCAUAUACAUGAAUGUGUGCUGGACAGCCCACUUUGUGUGUACGCGUGUAUCUUGGAGACGUGUUCGACUAGAUGUUGAAGUAAAGUACUGUGCUGACCAAACUAUACUGACAUGGCACCGCAAUGCUGCUUUCGAAUGCUCGAAACAAUAAUGGGAUGCUAUCGAACAUUAUUUAAUUGCCCUGAAUGGUUACCUACAAAUUAAUAUUAAUAUAUACCCUAUCCAGACUCAGAGAAGCUCAAGUAGAUAGUUCAACCAUCACUGGCUGGCUAGAAGGAAGCUACACUUACUGCAGCUAUCUACAGCUUAAUAGUGAUAGUUACAAUAACUUUAUACCAGUUAGAUCUAGCUAGCUAGCCUAAAAAACUUAUCGUUACUGGGAUAUCCAUGGGAACUAAUAAAGAGUGGGGAGGGGCUCAAUAAUAAGGCUAGGCAGCAGGAAGUGGUUUGCUGUAUCAAACACUUGAGCUGGCCUCACAACAUGCAGCACAACAAGGUUCUUGGACCAGGUACAUGAGGUACUGGUGGUCAUACUUUGUACGCUGCCUGUCAUCUCCUGGUAAGCUGAUCAAUCUUUUAGUGGCCUGAAAAGAAAAGAAUCAAGACUGUCGUCAGAUCAAGCAAAGGAACAAACGUUUAUCAUCACUUACACUUCUACAUUUACACAGAGUAGACUAGACAUGAUUGCAUUGACAUUUGACAUACCUUAAGAAGAGUUGGCUAGAGUUUGCCAUCCCAGGCGAAUUGAGCUUCUGGUCGUAAACAUUCUUGACUUGCUGA